Molecule: messenger RNA, 1004 nt
Organism: Sinocyclocheilus grahami
Lineage: Eukaryota; Metazoa; Chordata; Actinopteri; Cypriniformes; Cyprinidae
Product: alpha-(1,6)-fucosyltransferase-like
Exons: 5
Coding region: 516-1004 (162 amino acids)
Source: RefSeq, a predicted model, not a curated record
CCGAGCAGCCUCCUCAAGAGCCCAGCAGUGAGAAUUCAGACAGCAGCAGUCAGUCAGUCUCCCCAGUUCCUGUUUCCGCCACGAUUCGCGAAGCAUCCCUUUCGUUAAAACAUACGCGCUGUGGAGAUACUAGUACGCCAGUGCCAAAUCAAGGGGGAGGGAAUCGUCCUCGCAUGUCCCAGCUUAGCUUUUUAUAGGACACGCAGUCUGGACCAGAAUCCCUUGCAGAGUCCCUAGAGGAAUAAGAACUCAUCAGAGCCAUUGGUUCCCUGAAGUGUAGUCUCAUAAGCGAAGUCUCAAGGGAUCUCAAAACCCUCCGCCCCUUCUCUGCGAGAGGCCGCUGCCAUGAUAUAACCUCCAAGUCUCUAAGUGCACACGCAAGCGAGACCCAGCGACCCCUGACGCCCCUCUUCCGCUCUAGAGGAGCCCUGAUGUGGUGCGCUGCCGCUGAGCUGAGUAUGUCUCAAAUUCCCGUGUUGUGAAAGGAGAGUGUGUGCUGGGCAGCACUAGGCGCCAUGCGUCCGUGGACGGGCUCGUGGCGCUGGAUUAUGCUGGUGCUGCUGGCCUGGGGCACGCUGCUUUUCUACAUCGGGGGUCACCUCGUGAGGGAAAGCGAGCAUCCGGAACGGUCCAGCAGAGAGCUCUCCAAGAUCCUGGCCAAGCUGGAAAGGCUGAAACAGCAGAAUGAAGAUCUGAGACGCAUGGCAGAGACUCUCAGGUUACCUGACGGACAGGCCGAUGGUGGUCCCGGAGCCGUGGGUAAACUACGCAACCUUGAAGAGCAACUGAUAAGAGCUAAGGAGAAAAUCAACUCUUACCGCAGCCUCCCUGCUGAUGGCCCAGGAAAGGACCAGGAGGAGCUAAGGAGGAAGGUGGAGAACGGCGUGAGGGAACUGUGGUAUUUCGUACGCAGUGAGUUGAAGAAACUAGCACUGGUGGAGACUGGAGCGUUACAGAAACAUGUGGACACACUCCUGCAGGACCUUGGACACCAGCAGAGGUAA